CAACCACAUAAUCAUGCACACACACACAUACCAACACACGCAUGCAUGCAUAUACAUACAUACACACGCGCUCAACUGGCCGACCGACUAAACAGAUAGCUCUGGUCGUUGGCCAUCACAAAACAUCUGCCGUACGUUCCUCGACCGCCUGUGAUUGUGAUUUGAAAUAAUUGUGCUCGGUGUUGCAGUGUAGCAGUGCAGUGAUUUACCCAGUGCACCAUCGGGCCCAGUGUCCACGCGAACGGACAACACUUCUGUGCGUAGGGGGACAUACAUUUCGUUUUUACGACCAACAACUGCAAACACACACACGCACACGAUCGUACAUAUUUAUAUACAUAUACUAAAGCACAUGCAUACAUCUAUAGAUUCACACACAUAAACAUCCAUACGAAACACACAUUUUGUAACGCCGCAACCAUUAAUACGAGAGUGCUGUAACAGCAACAGGCUUUCCUCGCUCAUCACACGUACAGCCGCGCAUUCUGCGCCCGCACUAAUUUCCAUCCCCUGUGCAUGCCCGUCCCAACGCUACCUCUUCUGCAUCUUCCUUCCUCACACACAAACCGACCGAAAAUCGUUCGCCGUCUGCACCGUCCCCCCACCACCAUCGUCGUCGUCGUCCCAUCGGUCACUGCCAACAAAAGAAAAACAUACGCACACAUGCAUACAGCAGCCAGUGAUUACAACUGACGAAAAAGUACAUAUAUAUAUCAAAUGCAAAUAUUUACGUCAAAAUAAAUAGAUUUCAACGACUUUUGGGACACGCCGAACGACCAAUCGGAAUCCUCUGAUCACCGAUCGUCGCGCGAACUACGACACAGAGAGUUCACAUCCAUGCCGGAUAUCAUUGGAUACAAUAACAACCAUCACAUAAACAAGACAACAGCCCUGAGAAAGCAGUAUGUGUCCAUUCCUAAAGAGAUGUCGAUAGCGAGGAUGUGCUGUAACAUGUAAAUAGGACCUAAAGCAUAUGUGGCGACGAUGACGGAUGAAGGUGGAGCCUGGUUAGGGCGCUGAAAUCUCGUCCCACAUGGCUUACCAUGGGGGCCGUACAUCGUUGCCGCGCGCGCACCGACCGCGGGCGCCUAUCAUGAGCGUCCCGGCGCCCAUGACAGCACCAUUAGCACCAUUGCGUCAGGUCCAACAGCAACAGCAGCAGCAGCAGCAUCCGUCGUCAGCACAGGUUCCGCAACAACUGCAGCAGCAUCAGUCAGGUGGUGGUGGAGGAGGAGGAGGAGGAGGUAACAGCGGCUUACCGCAAGUUUCGUUGUCGGCACCUCGUCCGGAUUGCGAAAGGACAACCAAUGAAUAUGUCGAGACGCCGUUCCGAGUGCAGCCAUUCGUGCCGCCGGCGAGUCCGCCGCCCCCGCCCCGGGCCCAAAGGCCUACCCGCUUGCCCAUCUCGCCGCCGGUCCUGCAGCCGAUCACGAAGCAGCCGGCGGCGACGGCAUCGUUCACGAAACCGCUGCCGCCGGCCGAAUGCAAUUCCCGCCAAUCAAUCAUCUGUUCCGAAUGCGGCAACUGUCGGUGCACCUCGUGCCAACAGCCCAAGCCCUUACCUGAAUGCUGGCUGUGCGAGGAGAAGUGCCUAUGUUCGGCGAACACCAUCAUCGAUUACGCUUCGUGUCUGUGCUGUGUCAAGGGAUUGUUCUAUCAUUGCUCCGAAUCGGACGGUGGGACUUCUUGUGCGGACAAUCCUUGUGCUUGUGGUCCUGAUCGCAGGACGGCUCGAUGGGGCUGCUUGGCGGCCCUUAGCUGUCUGCUGCCCUGUCUUUGGCUCUAUUGGCCUCUGCAGUGCGGAAAGAGGGCGGUGGAGGCCUGCUAUGCUAGGCACUCGAGGCAGGGCUGCAAGUGUCGACCCAAGAACACGCCACACCUCAACACCCCCGAGAAACGUUUGCUCGACGCAAGUUCAGACUUCUAAACGAAAAGUGCUAAAAAGGACUAACUAUUCUAUUGCAGAAGCAAAUAUACAUUAUAUUAAUUUAUUUUUUUCUUUUAUCAUUUGUAAAUAUGGGGUUGUAUAACUGUAUAAAGAUUUUUUUUAAACGACUGUUUAAAAACUGUGCUUUUUGGGUCCGCCAGUGCCCUGUGUCCUCUCUUCAACAACAACAACAGCAACAAUAACAACAACA
Molecule: messenger RNA, 2138 nt
Organism: Nicrophorus vespilloides
Lineage: Eukaryota; Metazoa; Arthropoda; Insecta; Coleoptera; Silphidae
Gene: sty
Product: protein sprouty
Exons: 4
Coding region: 1034-1927 (297 amino acids)
Biological process (GO): negative regulation of MAP kinase activity; negative regulation of Ras protein signal transduction; negative regulation of fibroblast growth factor receptor signaling pathway
Cellular component (GO): cytosol; membrane
Source: RefSeq, a predicted model, not a curated record